Messenger RNA from Papaver somniferum (opium poppy), 1103 nucleotides. RefSeq names its product guanosine deaminase-like. NCBI's taxonomy places the organism in Eukaryota, Viridiplantae, Streptophyta, Magnoliopsida, Ranunculales, Papaveraceae. Bases 167 to 652 code for a protein of 161 amino acids. The transcript has 5 exons. The record is from RefSeq and is a predicted model, not a curated record. Gene Ontology annotation, biological process: purine nucleoside catabolic process. Gene Ontology annotation, molecular function: zinc ion binding; guanosine deaminase activity.
GAUCUGCCGAACGAUGGGAAGUUACAAAUUUGUUUGCCGAUUUAAGCUCAGUCAUAUUUCAGGCGCCAUGGAAGAUGCCAUCAACGAUGAGAAGUUACAAAUUUCAGCUCAAGUUGCUUAAUUCUGGUGGUUGACAAUCCUCCCGGCCGCUCUUAGUAAUUCAGCCAUGGAAGGUCCCAAUGUUGACCAGGAUACCGAUCACAUAUUCUUGAAACAAUCAGUUGAAGAAGCAUACGAGGGUGUCGAUACAAAAGAUGGGUAUCCAUUUGGUGCAGUUAUCGUUCGUGAUGGUGAAGUAGUCGUCAGCUGUCACAACAUGGUUCGGAAAAACAAAGACCCAACUGCUCACGCUGAAAUGACUGCUAUCCGAAUGGCCUGUGAGAAGCUGGACACUGAAAAGCUCUCUGACUGUGAGAUAUAUGCUUCUUGUGAGCCUUGCCCAAUGUGCUUUGCUGCAAUUCAGAUUACCGGAAUUAAGAGGUUAGUUUAUGGAGCAAGAGCAGAAGCAUUAACACCCAUGGGGUAUGGUAACUUCAUUUCGGAUGCAUUGAGGGGCACCACUUCAUUUGAAAAAGCCAAUUUGGAGAUCAAGCAAGCUGAAGGUGACGAUGCUAUCAUGGCAGAACAGGCGUUGCUAUCAUGGCCGAAUUGACACUAAACUGCAAUUUCAGUCACUAGCUGUUCUACUACUUGAUAUACUAUUUACCAUUUUGAUAAAUAAUAAUAAUUCCUUACAAAACUUAUUAGCUUCCAUAUUUUACUGGUGACCUGUAAAUAAAAAAUAUUCAUUGAAAGCUACACAAUAUACCGUUUAAUGGUAAUGCUAUUCCCCUCACUAAUUGCAGCUCUACUCACAGCUCAAGCUGAGGUGUCAUCACCAGCGUGUACAGAGGACACAAACUUUUAACACAUUAGGAAAAAACAAUUAUAGUUCCCGUGAUUCCUUUUUGCUCUAUCUAUCCAUCUCUAUUUGUUAAUUCUCUCUCAAAUUCUUCUUCCUCUUUCUUUUGUUCCUAAAAUUAAUAAAUCAAAUUCUUCUUAAUUCUUACGGUUUAUGGAUUGAUACUUCUUUAGGUUCAGUAAACAAGACCCGCACCCACUCC